This is a messenger RNA of Cottoperca gobio, 2452 nucleotides long. RefSeq names its product protein phosphatase, Mg2+/Mn2+ dependent, 1Lb (gene ppm1lb). NCBI's taxonomy places the organism in Eukaryota, Metazoa, Chordata, Actinopteri, Perciformes, Bovichtidae. Gene Ontology annotation, biological process: protein dephosphorylation. Gene Ontology annotation, molecular function: protein serine/threonine phosphatase activity. The transcript is spliced from 3 exons. The coding region runs from base 1 to 513 and encodes 170 amino acids. The record is from RefSeq and is a predicted model, not a curated record.
AUGAAAUUUGGUACUACGUGUCUGGUGGCCCUGCUGUCUGAUAAGGAGUUGACUGUGGCCAACGUCGGAGACUCUCGUGGAGUUCUUUGCGAUAAAGAUGGCAACGCAAUUCCUCUGUCGCAUGACCACAAACCUUACCAGCUCAAAGAACGCAAGAGGAUCAAGAAGGCUGGUGGGUUCAUUAGCUUCAACGGCUCGUGGCGUGUCCAGGGCAUCUUGGCCAUGUCCCGUUCUCUGGGCGAUUACCCCCUGAAGAACCUCAACGUGGUCAUUGCUGAUCCUGACAUCAUGUCGUUUGACCUGAACAAGCUGCAGCCGGAGUUCAUGAUCCUGGCUUCGGACGGCCUGUGGGACACCUUCAGCAACGAGGAGGCGGUUCGCUUCAUCCGGGAACGACUGGCCGAGCCUCAUUUUGGCGCCAAGAGCAUUGUCCUCCAGUCCUACUAUCGUGGUUGCCCUGACAACAUCACCGUCAUGGUGGUCAAGUUUAAAGGCAAGGCCAGCGAGCAGUAGACCAGCCGUCGUCGACGCACAGUAUCUAUAUUGUGUUUGAAUAUAAGUAAGAAUAAAAUAGGCUUAACAUGAAAGAUUUAAAAACUGAAAAAUAACUUUUUGAGCGGGAACUAUUUCUAUCACAGAUAUUUACAGAAGUUAGCCCUUCAAUGCAUCAAACCACACCCCGCUCCCCCACCUUCACUUUCACUGUGAAAAGGGUGUCACUUGUAAGAAAACGUCUUUCAUUUAGGCUUAGCCAUAUCGUGCAGACACCGUAAUGCAAGCUGGGUCACUGUUAUGCAAAUAAACAGAUUUAGCUGCGUGUGUGUGUGUGUGUGUGUGUGUGCGUGUGUGUGUGUGUGUGUGUGUGUGUGUGUGUGUGUGUGUGUGUGUGUGUGUGUGUGUGUGUGUGUGUGGGGUUGGGAAGAGAAGCAUAGACAGAUGUCACGUUAACAACCACUUUAUUGUCUAGCCAAUAAUGAGACAUUUAUACAAGUAUACAAGCUAGCAUGGAGUUUCACUUCCACAUUAUUUCUGAGGUGAUGCCUUCCACCCAAUGUCUAUGUGACCACUAAUGUUUAUAUUUUUAGUAUUCUAACUCUCUUUCCACAUCAUUUAAUUCAUUAAUUGAGUGACUGCACUGAAAACGUUUUUUUUUUCCUGGAUCAAAUACAUGUCACUGGUGCAAAUCUGAAUGUAUUCCCUUUAUACAUGAACAACACAAAUGAUAAUAGGCUUGUUCAAAUAUCACCAUUCAUAUUGUACAGCAAUAGAACCAAUGGUUGUAUCACACUCUCUCUUGAUGUAAGAAUAAAUGUGUUUUAUCUCAAAUUUUAUAAGUUUAGAUGUUGAAUGUUCACUUAAAGGAUUGCUGUUCUGCGCUGAUAAAGUCUCAUUUCUGUCUUUAUUGAUGAUACAUUUUAAGAUUAUUUUUAAAAGAUGAGACUCCCUCUCUUAUCAGAAUCUGUAACUACUGAUAAUGUAAUAACUGUUGGAUAAUGCAGUAGGUCGUCAAAGCAAUACCUUGUGGUGAUAAUGUCGUAACAUCUCAUCGUGACUCUAUAACUGCUAAUUAUUAAUUCACAAGGUUUGUCACAUGUCAUCUGAUACAAUAACUUUGACUGCUCAUUUAAACUUGUAAAAAAGAAGGUAAUAGUUGAGUUAUCACAUAAAAUAAUUGGAAUAAUAAUUGGCAGUUAUAAUUGUAAUAUUAUUUAGGAAUUCAGAUUAACCAUGAAAGAUUUUCAACCCAUUUAAUAGGGUUCUAUUUUAUAUAUUGACAUGCUAUUCCUUUAUCUGACUUUUCUCACAUUAUUACUGACCACAAUCUACAUGAGACAUACAUGUACUGAAAUUGACAAUUUAUCGUUGCGUCAAUUGUUAAUGCCAUGUCAUCCACAUCCUGAUAUCGAUCACAUAUGACAUUUCCCUGAACUGUAAGUCAAAAUGUAACAAGCCUUUGAAUGAAACGCAUUAUUGUUGCCUUAUUUUUUAAACUGUUAAUUUCCUGUUAUGAAUUCUGCUGCCAAAACUACUUAUUGGUUUUUAAUGUAAUGCAGUCGAUCAUGCCAUGCACACUGCACAACCUCGGUGUCGUACCUUGUUAACUCACAUGUAGAAUAGCAUUGUUGAAAGAAAUGUCUCCAAGAGACACGGAAUUGUAAGAUGAAUGUACAUACCUUCCUCUUGUUAGUAUCACCCCUCCACUGUCCAAACGGCAAUGAAGAAAGCAGUGCGCCUGUUCCUGGAUUGUUUAACUUCAGAGAUAUAUAUCAGAUGAAACUGUUUGUGCUUUUUCAGUUCACAUUAUUCCCCGAUAAUGUACCUUACAGAGUGUUUAUGUGGCAUUUGUACUUGUUUUUGUUGAAUUUAAUAAACUGUAAAAAAAAUGAAAUAAAAUAAUUCUGACAUUUCAAAAUGUAAAUCUAAAAGGUAACAUUAAAAUGAUAAAUGAUCA